AUGCUGGACAUAAACCAGGACUGGCUGGACCAGACCGCCAACGACUUGCGAGAGCUUGGCGGCGACAACGCCGUGCUGCCCAUCAUCGCCGACGUCACCGACCCGGAAUCGGUGGAAAGCGCCGUAGCCCGGACGAUCGAAGAAAUGGGCGGCCUGCACAUCCUGGCGCAUCUGGCAGCAACACCGGAUUCUGGGACAUCGACCCCAGCGCCUGGCUUCGAUGUCAUUGACGUCAACCUGAGCGGUCCGUUCCUGAUGUCCCACGCCGUGUCCGGGCACAUGCUGGAGCAGGGUUACGGCCGGAUUAUCGGCGUGACCACCAGCAUGGACACCAUGUGGCGUAAGGGCGGCGCGCCCUACGGACCGUCCAAGGCGGGCCACGAGGCGUUGAUAUCGAUUAUGGCUCAGGACCUCGAAGGAACUGGGGUCACCGCCAACGUGCUGACCCCCGGCGGAGCCACCGCCACCAACAUGGUGCUGCCGCCGGAAGGGGCCGGCCCCGAGAUCGCUGAUCCAGCCGGAGGGGGACCAAUGACCACAGGGCCUGACCUCGACGCAGCAACGCUUACCGCCGCGGAGUUGCUGGGACGCGCCGCGGAGCUAGUGCCUCGUACUCAAGGAGCGCGCGGCCCGCACCGAGGAAUUGCGGCGAGUGCCCGCCGAAAUGUGAGCGACCUGCUGUCCUCGGGACUUUACCGCAUCGGAGUGCCCAAGCGCUUCGGCGGCAUCGACGGGGACUACGGCCUCAUUUUUGACGUCGCCGCCGAGUUGGGCCGUGGCUGCGCUUCCACCGCAUGGUGCUACUGCCUCUGGGCGGCCCACGCCUGGCUGGUUGGCUAUUGGCGCUGCGGCGCAAGAGAAGUGUUCGGCGCCAGCCCGGACGCGCUCUGCUCCAGCUCACUGGGUCCCGGCAAGUCGACCUGUCUGCCUACCGUUGAGGGCGGGUACCGCCUAUCCGGAAGAUGGGAGUUCUCCAGCGGCUGCGACUCUGCAAGCUGGUUGAUUCUGGGGGUAUCCGGCAUCGGCGAGCGCAACUGGGUUCUCGUGCCGCGCAGCGACUUCGAAAUUAUUGAUAAUUGGUUCGUCUCCGGCCUGCGCGGCAGCGGAGCAAGGAUGUCGUGGUUGGAGACGCUUUGUGCCUUACCACCGUGUCCUGGACGUGACCUCUGCGGGCGACGGUGA
Molecule: messenger RNA, 1182 nt
Organism: Geodia barretti
Lineage: Eukaryota; Metazoa; Porifera; Demospongiae; Tetractinellida; Geodiidae
Source: the annotation of a GenBank genome assembly